Medicago truncatula (barrel medic) is the source of this 4153-nucleotide messenger RNA. RefSeq names its product enolase-phosphatase E1. The transcript has 2 exons. The coding region runs from base 392 to 3790 and encodes 1132 amino acids. NCBI's taxonomy places the organism in Eukaryota, Viridiplantae, Streptophyta, Magnoliopsida, Fabales, Fabaceae. The record is from RefSeq and is a predicted model, not a curated record.
UUGACACUGAUCUGGUCCCCAUUAAUCACUCAAAUAAAGCUAGUCACUUUGCUACAGCUCAAUCCAGCUAUAUCAUCAACUUUUCUAUUUCAUAUACUUUUUUGUAUUUUAAUGUGAAAACUUUAGUAGCACAUUAAUCCUAAUAAUCAUCUUCCUAAAUCAUUGAGUCCACAAUAGUAUACCACCAGCUCAUGUGAUAUACAGUCUGUCCUUCUUUUAUUGCAAAAACAAGUUGUAAUUCUUUCCUUCUUUUUUCCUAGAGUUGUUGCCAACCAUAUUAUUCCCUUCACUUGAAACUUUCUUUAUUUGUUAAUCUCUACACCUUAAGUUCUCAACAACUUCACUUAGUAGUACACUUUUUCUUCUUUCUUCCUAGCUUCGAUUUCUCAUCAUGGCUACUGAAACUGUUGAGCUUGCAUCUGAUCAUGCUUCUACUACUCAUGAGCAAUUUGUGAAGCAGGAAAAGGACGAAGCUAUUGCGGAAAAGAUGAAUUCUCUAGCCAAUGAAGACGGAGACAAACAUAAUGACAAGCCAGACAAUGCACAAGGUCAAGCCACUCCUUCAUCGAAGAUAGAAGAUGAGGUGAAGGCUGAGCUUGCAGCAGAAGAGAUUGAAAAGUCUGAUGAUUCUUCAGCAUUGAAGGUUUCAGUUGAAGAUAUUGUGAAGCUGGAAAAGGACGAAGCUAUUGCGGAAAAGAUGAAUUCCCUAGCCAAUGAAGAAGGAGACAAACACGACGACAAGCCGGACAAUACACAAAGUCAAGCCACUCCUUCGUCGAAUACAGAAGGAGAUGAAGUGAAGACUGAGCUUGCAGCAGGAGAGAUCGAAAGGUCUGACGAUUCUUCCGCAUUGAAGGAUUUUGUUGAAGAUAUUGUGAACCCGGAAAAGGACGAAGCUAUUGCAGAAAAGAUCAAUUCCCUAGCCAAUGAAGAUGGAGACAAACAUGAUGGCAAGCCUGACGAUGCACAAGGUCAGGCUACUCCUUCAUCCACGACAGAAGGUGAUGAGAUUAAGGCUGAGCUUGCAGCAGCAGAGAUUGAAAAGUCUGAUGAUUCUUCAGCAUUGAAUGUUUCUGCUGAAGAUAGUCUGAAACCUGACAUAAUUGAUGAUGCACAAAAUCCAGGUGUAGAAAAAGAAGAUGAAGUGAAGGCUGAGCCUGCUGUUGCUGCAGAAAAAACUGAUGAUUCUGUACCAAUAGAAACUGUUUCAGAUAAUCCGAAAGAGGAGAAAGAUCUGAUAACUGAAUCAGAAACUAUCAGUGUCACAGAACCAGUAAAUGAUACAGCGAUAAGCCAUCAUGAUGAGACACCAUCCACUGAAUCUGAUGCGAAGGAAACAUCACAGCAGAUAGAAAAGGAACUUGUAGAAACCAAUGAAGAGAAUCAACCCAAGAUAGAAGAUAUUCCAGAAGCUGAAACCACUGAAAAAUCAAGUGAUGCGACUGAGACUAAUCAAUUUGAAGAGAAGGUGAAACAAGCUGAAAUUUCAGAAACAAGUGCCGAAAAGGAAGAAAAGCCCGAGCUUGAGCCUCUGGCCACAGAAGAGCCGAAAGUAACAAAAGAACCGGAAAAAGAAUCACAAGAAAAAUCAGAAGAGGCAGAGCAACCAAAAGCAAUUGCAAUUGUUGAAUCUACAGUCGAGGCCAAUGAGGAGAAGACAGCAGCAGCGAUAUCGGAAGAGACCAAAAUCAUCGAAGUGGAGCCUACAGAAACAGUGAAAGAAGAACCCAUGGUUACCGAAGUUGCGACUGCAGAGAUAGUAAAAGAAGAACCCGUGGUUACUGAAGUUGAGGCUACAGAAACACUAAAAGAAGAACUUGUGGCUACUGAAGUUGAGGCUACGGAAACAGUAAAAGAAGAACCUGCAGCUACUGAAGUUAAGGUUACAGAAACCGUAAAAGACGAACCUGUGGUUACUGAAGUUGAUCCUACAGAAACGGUAAAAGAAGAACCUCUAGCUACUGAAGCUGAAGCUACAGAAACAGUAAAAGAAGAACCCGUGGCUACUGAAGUUGAGCCUACAGAAACGGUAAAAGAAGAACCUGUGGCAACUGAAGUUGAGGCUACAGAAACGGUAAAAGACGAACCUGCAGCUACUGAAGUUGAAGCUACAGAAACAGUAAAAGAAGAACCAGUGGCUACUGAAGUUGAAGCUACAGAAACAGUAAAAGAAGAACCAGUGGCUACUGAAGUUGAAGCUACAGAAACAGUAAAAGAAGAAUCUGUGGCUACUGAAGUUGAAGCUACAGAAACCGUAAAAGAAGAACCUGUGACAACUGUAGUUGAGCCUACAGAAAUGGUAAAAGAUGAACCUGCAGCUACUGAAUUCGAGGCAACAGAAACGGUAAAAGACGAACCUAUAGUUACUGAAGUUGAUCCUACAGAGACAGUAAAAGAAGAAGCUGUGGCUACAGAAGUUGAAAUUACAAAAACAGUAAAAGAACCCCUGGUUACUGAAGUUGAUCUGACAGAAUCAGUAAAAGUCAAACCUGUGGUUACUGAAGUUGAUCCUAGAGAAAUGGUAAAAGAAGAACCUGUGGCUACUGAAGUUCAAGCUACAGAAACGGUAAAAGAAGAACCUGUGGCUACUGAAGUUGAGCCUACAGAAACAGUAAAAGGUGAACCUGUGGUUACUGAAGUUGAGGAAAAUCAGAAAGAACCAGAACAACAUUCAACGGAACGAAGGGAAGAGGAGCAACCAAACGCAUCUUCAAUUCCAGAACAGUCUACAGAAACCAAUGAUGUCAUUGCUGUAGAAGAAAAGUCAAGAGAAUUAGAAUUUGAGGCAGCGAUACUGAAAGAGACUAAGAACGACGAAGCAGGGCCAGCUGAAACAGAGAAAGUAGAGCCUGUGGUUACUGAAGUGGAUGAAAACCAAAGUGAACCAGGAAUUCAAUCAUUCAAACAAGAGGAAGAAGUGAAACCAAAGGAAGAAACUGAAAAUCAAGAACAAACAGGUGAUAGAGUGGAGGUUCACCCUCCAAAAGACUCGGAUAUUGAGGCGGUGAAAGAGACCAACAACUCUGGGUCAGAAGCAAUUCUUGUAAAAGAAGAGAACAUUGAUCCUCUGUCUAAUGGAGUGGAGGAAAAGCUAAGUGAACAAUUACAAGUAGGUGAGGAAGUUGGGGAAAUUAUUAAGGAAGUGGAGCCCGAGCAAGCAACUGAAAAAACUGAAGGAUCUAAUGGCACCAUCAAAGAAGAGGAAACUGAACCUAACACAACGGUUAAUGCUGCACAAGUUCAGACAACCCCUGCAAAUCUGGUGGAACCUUCUCCUGAAGUUGAAGAAAAGAUUGUUGUAGAAGAUGGCAAGAAAGAAGUUGUUGUUGCUGCAGAGGAUGAAAAGAAGGAACCAGAAGCAUCUGAUGCUGUCCAAGUAUCCUCGAGAGAACAGAAUGAGGCAAAGACAGCUACAAUUGAAGCAGGGGAGACCGAGACAAAGGUGGAAGAAAUCUCUAAAGCUGUAAAUGAACCUGUUAGAGAAACACUUGCAUCUAAAUUCGAAAAAGACGAGGAGGAAACUAUUCAAAAUGGAGUGGAUAAUUUGGAGAAAGAACGAAUUGAGGAGCCAGUGAAAACUGAGGUUGAAUCCACCAAGGAAAAUGAUACAACAACAAUAUCCAAGGACCUUCCAAAAGAAACUCCAGCAAAGCCAGCUCAGAAGCAAUCAAACAACAUUAUAGCAAAGGUAAAACAGUCACUAGUGAAAGCAAAGAAGGCUAUCACUGGAAAAUCUCCAUCCUCCAAAAACCUGUCCUCAGAUCCAAAGGGGGACAUCAAAGUCAAAUAACGGGACAGAGUGAGAAUUAAGUUUGCACAAUUACAUAUUCGUUUUCGUGGUGCAUAGCAUUAUAUUAUAGCAUAUAAGUUGGUUUUGAUACUUCAAUAUUUUCUCUUGAAUUUGUUUGAAUGCAAAAAGGUGUGCAGAGUGCAGUGUAUAUAGCAGAUGGUCUAGGCCAUGCUUUAGGCAGUACUGUAAGAUUUGAUUAUUUUCUUCUGCUUUAUUCUUUUGAAUAUCUGCAGUUUGUUAUUGGUUGUUGUUUGUAAACCAUGGAAGCAAUUUUAAUUCUGUGGCUUAAAAAUGACUUGCUUGUACUUCUGUACAAUUAGCUGUGAUGAAUGAUGAUUUAGUAUUUGAUUGUUUAUUGCCAAA